Molecule: messenger RNA, 564 nt
Organism: Plectropomus leopardus (leopard coralgrouper)
Lineage: Eukaryota; Metazoa; Chordata; Actinopteri; Perciformes; Serranidae
Product: gamma-crystallin M3-like
Biological process (GO): visual perception; lens development in camera-type eye
Molecular function (GO): structural constituent of eye lens
Source: RefSeq, a predicted model, not a curated record
ACAACCAACAUGAGCAACACCGGCAUGAACAUGAGGGGCAAGAUCAUCUUCUACGAGGAUAGGAACUUCCAGGGUCGCUCCUAUGAGUGCAUGAGCGACUGCUCUGACAUGUCCUCCUUCCUGAGCAGGUGCCACUCCUGCAGGGUUGAGAGCGGCUGCUUCAUGGUCUACGACCGUCCCAACUUCAUGGGAAACCAGUUCUUCAUGAAGAGGGGCGAGUACUCUGACUACAUGAGCAUGAUGGGAAUGAGGGACUGCAUCAGGUCUUGCCGUAUGAUCCCCAUGCACAGAGGCCAGUUCAGAAUGAAGAUCUUUGAGAGGGAGAACUUCCAGGGUCAGAUGAACGAGCUGAUGGACGACUGCGACAACAUCAUGGAGCGCUUCCGCAUGAACGACUGCAUGUCCUGCCAGGUGAUGGACGGCCACUGGCUGAUGUACGAGCAGCCCCAGUACAGAGGAAAGAUGAUCUACCUGAGGCCCGGCGAGUACAGGAGCUUCAGGGAGAUGGGCAUGAGCGGCACCAGGUUCAUGAGCAUGAGGCGCAUCAUGGAUUCCUGCAUGUAA